AUGGAGGACAAUGUGAACCUAGAACUUACACUCUCACUUAAUUCAUCCCAAGACAGGUCAAAAACCACCAACCAUGCCAUCACCGAGAUGGAAGCUGAUAGAGUUGAUGCUGGUUUGGACACCGUAGUAAAGUCUGAAAUCGGAGGUUCAAACUCUGCUUUGGUGAAAAGGGGGAGAGGAAGGCCUCGAAAGUCUGAGGUUGAUAGGAAUCGACUGUCUCCUACCAAGUUGCCACCGAGGACUUCCAAUCAGCCUAGUGGAAGUGAGGAGAAGCGUGGAAGGGGACGUCCUCGUGGUUCUGGAAAACUGCAGAGUUUGGCUCCCAUUGAAACAGAUGGAGGAAACAUGACACCUUAUAUGCUGAUUGUGAACCCUAGAGAGGAUGUGGUUAGAAAGUUAUUUGCAUUUAUGGAGAAAGUUCCUCAAGAAAAUGUUUGCAUACUUUCUGCUUGUGGAACUGUAUCAAGUCUCACCCUUUGUGAACCUGAUGUUUCUAAUGGUUUUUCAAGACAUGAGGGUCACUUUGACAUCUUAUCUUUAAGUGGACCAUGCACCAUUACUGGUGGUGCUGCUGGUGGUUCACAAAGGAAAAUUGGCAUGUUGAGUGUUUCAUUGGCUCAACCUGAUGGCAAGGUUUUUGGAGGUCGUGUUGACAACUUAUUGAUAGCUGCUACUACUGUUAAGAUAAUUUUGGCAACUUGCAAGAAAAACAUAAAGAAGAGAAUGUAUGCAUCUACAUCUUCAGCUGCUCCAAACAUGGCGACUAAUCAAGAAGCAAUAAGGGAUAAUAACUCGAAAGGUCCUAAGUUAACUAUUGAAGGAGAACCUAGCUGCCCACAACAUUCCUAA
Medicago truncatula (barrel medic) is the source of this 849-nucleotide messenger RNA. Its product is annotated as AT-hook motif nuclear-localized protein 1. NCBI's taxonomy places the organism in Eukaryota, Viridiplantae, Streptophyta, Magnoliopsida, Fabales, Fabaceae. The transcript has 5 exons. The record is from RefSeq and is a predicted model, not a curated record. Gene Ontology annotation, molecular function: minor groove of adenine-thymine-rich DNA binding. The coding region runs from base 1 to 849 and encodes 282 amino acids.